Rodentolepis nana is the source of this 555-nucleotide messenger RNA. NCBI's taxonomy places the organism in Eukaryota, Metazoa, Platyhelminthes, Cestoda, Cyclophyllidea, Hymenolepididae. The record is from the annotation of a GenBank genome assembly.
AUGUCGAUGUUCAUAAAGCUCUAUCAGGGAUAUUCUAAUCUUCUCUUGAAAUAUCCACUGAGCACACAAUCUAUCUCAACAGGCAUAAUCAUGGGAGGUGGUGAUAUAAUCGCUCAAAAGAUUGUUGAAAGAAGGGAAUGGGACGUUUCUAGAACUUUAAAGUUCGGUGGGAUUGGCGUUUUCCUUAUCGGUCCAACACUCAAUUUCUGGUACGCAUUCUUGGAUCGAUUUUAUAAAGGUCAAGGAGCUGUUAGAACACUAAAAAUGGUGGCAACUGAUCAGGUUGUCAUGGCCCCUGUACUUGUUGGUUCAAUCAUUGGCCUGACUGGAUUUACCCGAAAUUGGUCUAUGGAGGAAGCUAAGCGAGGACUGUCUGCUUCCUAUGUUUCUGCUCUCCAAACAAACUGGAUGGUUUGGUUCCCUGCACAGUUCAUUAACUUCACCUUCGUUCCAGUCCAUUUCCGUCUCUUUGUGGUUAACUUUGUGGCCUUGUUUUGGAACAGCUUCCUCUCCUAUGUUAGUCAACAGAAGAAGAUGGAGGGCAAAUCGGAGUGA